Messenger RNA from Cryptomeria japonica (Japanese cedar), 2509 nucleotides. RefSeq lists its product as uncharacterized. NCBI's taxonomy places the organism in Eukaryota, Viridiplantae, Streptophyta, Pinopsida, Cupressales, Cupressaceae. The transcript is spliced from 7 exons. Bases 366 to 2228 code for a protein of 620 amino acids. The record is from RefSeq and is a predicted model, not a curated record. Gene Ontology annotation, molecular function: zinc ion binding.
AAGAUGAUGAGAAAAAAGCAUGUCAUCGUGAACGUCAUGUGGCUCUAUUCGACGGUUUUCAAGCUCAGUAGCUAAAACCGUUGAUCCAAAUCAUCCAACGGCUGCGUCUGCAUUUAUCCUACACCAGUCCUAACCCUAACGUAUAGUUAUAAAAUCUUAUCCUGUCCGCACGGUUUCGCUUCAUAGCUGGACUUUUCAUCAAAGGUUUCCACUGUGUAGGAAAAUGAUGGUGGACUAACAGAUUAUAUAUGACUAAGAACAUGCUUUGGCCCUGGAAUAAAGUCUUCCAAAUGAUCUCUCGUCACCAAAUAUCUACCAACUAGGGUUCAAUCUUUUGGCAGGGGAGUCUCAAGGAUAUAUACAAAAUGGGUCAAAAGAUUAAAUGGAAGAGCAUUUUAGAUGUCGAAGUGCAACAUUUAAUGGACACACAAACAUUCUCCCGCAUGGAUUUGUCUUGGACAAAAAUCAGUCGCAAUGAUGGGAGUUUCGAUCUUGUCGGAGCUAUACCAUACAUUAGGCUUAAAGACUUUAUUAGAGGAGAGGAAAGUAACCCUGAUGCACUAUGCACCUUUGUACGCAAGAAGCAUACAAUUUACACAUCAACAUCUCUGAGAGUGUCUUCAACAAAGACAUAUGAAGUCUACUGGUGUAGCUAUGGGCCAGAGGACAAGAGAGGUGCCCCAGAGCCCCCAAUAAGGAAAAGGAGGCAGGCUGUGAGGAGGGGUUGCCAGUGCCAUUUCAAAGUGAAGGUGAUGUGUGAAAAGCCAGAUGUUGCUAUUAUUUUUUACAAUGAUUUUAGCCAUGAAGAUGUAAAUAAAAUCCCUUGUCAUGGGACGAAAGACCCGUCAGGGGAAAAAAGGUUGCUAUAUGCUCCACGCCUUUCAAAGGAUGUUGUCCCAAUAAUUGAAGGACUGUGUGCAAAGAGAGUGCCAGUUGACAUCAUUUGUGAAGAGCAAUACCUAAAAGAUCUGUUCGGUGGCGUUCCACGUGGAAGAAAUGGUCAUUUAUUCAGACGUGAUGUUGCUAAUAUCUAUAACCGAGUAACAAAGACGACAUCCCAACUUCACGAUCAAGACACACUGAGCGUGGAUUUGUGGUAUCAACAAGAAAGACAAUCUUUUUUCUUCUACCAAAAAUCUUGUGAUGAAGAUGUCCCAUUUGUUAUGGGUAUUCAGACACCCUGGAUGCUCGAGGCAAUGCUUAAUUAUUCUCAUAACAGUUUGAUUUCAAUGGCCUCAACUUCUAUCACUAACAAGCACGAGUAUCAGUUGUACACCUUGCUUGCUUUUGACUCUCAUGAGAAUGGAGUCCCUGUAGCUUGGGUAGUCACAUCUCGCAAUUCAACAGCUGAUAUCACCUCAUGGUUGCAAGUGCUCCAUGAUAUUGGCAGAAGGCAUAGGCCAGAUUGGAAGGUGAAUGCCUUUAUGUCUGAUGAUUUAGCUCCCGAGACUGAAGCUAUACGGUCUGUAUUUGGCUGCCGAAAUCUCCUGUGCACCUGGCAUGUUCGUCGUGCAUGGCUAGAAAAUGUUCGAAGAUAUGUAAAGAGAAAAGAAAGUUCCAGGAGAAUUUUUGAAAAACUGGGUAAUAUUUUGCAUGCUAUUAAUGAUUCACAAUCUAUGUUUUGGGCAAUCAAAGAAAUUUAUGAGGAAUUUCAGGAAGAGAAAGAGUUUUUGCAAUACUUCACGAGAUAUUGGGUCGAUGAUAAUAGAAUUGGCAUGUGGGCCUAUUGUUUUCGUGACUUUCCUCAUGCGAACCAAGAAACCAGUGCAGCCAUUAAAUUAUAUCAUUCCUUUAUAAAGAGACGAGUCCUUGUUGAUCGCACAAAGAAAUAUUCUUGCAGAACAGAUUGGCUCAUCUUCACUCUAUUGAAGCGGAUGGAACCAUACUACAAGAACAAAGACUGGUUGAAACAAUCAGGGCUGUGUACAAACUACAAGCUUGAAAAGGGGCACGAGACAUUGCUUGAGAAAUCUAGGCAGAUACCUGACGAAGAUUGUGCUCCUCAUGAGAAUUUGGCUAAUGCAUAUUGGGUGAGAACUAGAAGCCAAAAUGACUCUCCAGUCCAGUAUCUUGUGUCAAAAUUUGGCCCUAAUUUGUAUGUUUGUGACUGCAAGUGGGCUUUGCGAGGCAAUACAUGUGAGCACAUGUUGAAAGUGACUUCAAUGCUUGGAAUGGCAGACAAGUCAAUGCAAGAGCUUGUUAUAGCACAAGACUUGCAAUAUGAUUGACAUGGUUCAAAAUAUCAUCUCAAAUUUUGUUAAUAUAACACGAGCUAGGGGAAGAAGGUGGUCCAAAAAAUAUUACUACCAGUUAUGAGAGCAUCCUACGUUUCAGUUUUCGAAAUAGUGAGAUGGUUGUAAACGAUACCAUCAAUUUUGAUGCUUCUACGCAAAAUCAUGUAAUAACGAGUAUUGCAGAAGGAUGACAGGGUUCAGUAUUAUAACACCAAUGGGGUUUAGCUAUAACAUGUAAUUAUCAGUGGUAUUUAGUAACAUGUAUUUUUAUUAUA